Messenger RNA from Pyrus x bretschneideri (Chinese white pear), 1506 nucleotides. RefSeq names its product pentatricopeptide repeat-containing protein At2g27800, mitochondrial-like. Gene Ontology annotation, molecular function: protein binding. Lineage: Eukaryota; Viridiplantae; Streptophyta; Magnoliopsida; Rosales; Rosaceae. The record is from RefSeq and is a predicted model, not a curated record. The transcript has 2 exons. Bases 259 to 1506 code for a protein of 415 amino acids.
UUCUUCCCAACUUCUUUUCAUUUCCUCAAGACCUGUUUGGUUGCCGAGAAAGCCAAAAAAGAAUUAAAGGAAUAGAAAUAAUACAAAUAGUAAUCUGUAUUUUGUUUCUCUUUCUUCUGCAAACUGUUGCGAUCAAUGCUUCUGUAUUGGCUAGUUUUCAGGCUAGAAGUUCAUAAUGCGUAAGGUGGCACAACCAAAUUAAGAAGUGCAGUAUUGCGAAGCUUGGUACUUCGAUCUUACGGUAAAUCAUUCGGUAAUAUGAUUUCUGUUCGUAGAUAUUGCUUUAGAAAGGAUGUUCUUUCAUAUAGUUUGAAUUCCAUCACUAGCACAUUGAGGCCUAUACACUAUUUGAUUCAAACCCAAAUUGACCCAGUUCCCAAAAUCGCUUCAAAUGGAUAUUUUGGUGUAUAUGAGCGGUUUUUGCUGUAUAAUUUUUACUCGACCAAGCCCCCAUCACGAUCGUUUAGAAGGAGAGAACGUAAAAGAUCGGAAUCCAAUAGAUCAACUCUUGAUGAAGUCCAGUUUCAAAGGGCCUUAUCCCAGUUGUUGCCUAGAUUUACACCUGAAGAACUUUGCAAUGUUAUAACUCAGCAAGACAAUCCUUUUGUGUGUUUAGAGUUGUUCAACUGGGCAUCACAACAGCCACGGUUCAGACAUUAUGUUUCUACUUACCACAUUAUGAUAAAGAAACUUGGCAUAGCUAAAAUGUAUCAAGAAAUGGAUGAUGUUGUCAACCAAGUGCUUGCUAUUUCUUACAUUGGUUCUGAGGCGCUUUACAAUUCCAUUAUCUAUUUUUUCACGGAAGCUCGGAAGUUGACUAGAGCUGUCAAUAUAUUUAAACACAUGAGGAAUAGCAGAAACAUGGAGUGUAGGCCUUCAAUCAGGACGUACAAUAUUCUUUUUACAGCCUUUUUGAGUAGGGGAUCUAAUUCUUACAUAAAUCACAUGUAUAUGGAGACAAGCAGGUGUCUGUUUCGGCAAAUGGUGGAUGAUGGGAUUGAGCCUGAUAUUUACUCUUUGAAUUCUAUGAUUAAGGGGUACGUACUAUCCCUUCAUCUCAAUGAUGCACUUAGAAUAUUCCAUCAGAUGGGUGUGGUCUAUAAAUGCACACCAAACUCAUUUUCCUACGAUUAUCUCAUCCAUGGGUUAUGUUGUCAAGGCCGAACAAAUAAUGCUAAGCAGCUGUGCAAUGAAAUGAAGAGCAAAGGGUUUAUGCCGAGUAGUAAAUCAUACAACUCACUUGUGAAUGCUUUGGCUCUUCAUGGAGAGGUUGAGGAAGCACUGAAGUAUCUGUGGGAGAUGAUUGAGAAUCGAAGAUCAGCUGAAUUCAUUACUUAUAAGACAAUACUUGAUGAAAUCUGCAGACAAGGAAGGGUUGGCGAGGCUAUGAAGUUGUUGAAGGAAUUCGAAGAGAAAGACCUUCUGAAUGGGCAUGCCUACAGGAAGCUUCUAUAUGUGCUUGAAGAUGACUAUGGAGAUCCAAAUGCUGAUGCUCAAUUCAGGUAG